Messenger RNA from Beta vulgaris subsp. vulgaris (sugar beet), 1451 nucleotides. Its product is annotated as probable plastid-lipid-associated protein 13, chloroplastic. Bases 188 to 1123 code for a protein of 311 amino acids. The transcript is spliced from 7 exons. The record is from RefSeq and is a predicted model, not a curated record. NCBI's taxonomy places the organism in Eukaryota, Viridiplantae, Streptophyta, Magnoliopsida, Caryophyllales, Amaranthaceae.
ACACGAACGACGAGGCGUCUCAAAAAUCUUUAACGGCUUCUUCUUUCAUCUCACCUAAAGCUCUUCUUCCCUCGUCCACAGACACAUCCUAAAAAAACACAUUCCAAUUUAUAGGGUUUGAAAUUCAACAAAACCUCCAAUUUUCUCAAACACAUUCCCUAAAUUCAUCUGUCUUCCACAAACAAAAAUGUCGUCUCCUUCUUCAGUUCAAAGCUCAAUUCUGAGCUUCAAUGGCGUCCGCUCUUGCUACACUUCUUCUCUCUCCUACCGCGUCCUAUCUCUCCCAGUUUUCCUCGAAAAUAGCGCGAAAAAAUUCAAUCGAAAUCGUCUAAAACAGAAGAAAAUUAAGGAUUUUGGCAAAAUUUGUCGUGCGAUGGUUCAGCAGACUGUUCAAGGACCUUCUGCUGCUUAUGCUCGAGAAAUGGAGCGUCUUUCUGCUAAAGAGUCGCUUUUACUUGCUCUUAAAGAUGCAGGAGGUUUUGAGGCUUUAGUCACAGGGAAAGUCACCGAGAUGCAGCGAAUUGAUGUGAUGGAGAGGAUAACUGCUCUUGAGCGUCUGAAUCCAACACCUCGACCCACAACGUCACCCUAUCUAGAAGGCAGGUGGAACUUUGAGUGGCUUGGGUCUGGUACUCCAGCCGCUGCUCAAUUCAUUUUGGAGAGAUUUCCCACCACAUUGGCAAACCUUUCGAAGAUGGAUGUAUGGCUAAAGGAUACUUAUUCAAAGGUCACAGCCAAUUUGAGACUAUUUAACUCGGUCGAAAGCAAAUUCACCUUAUCCUCCAAGCUAUCUGUUGAGGGGCCACUCAGAAUGAAAGAAGAAUAUGUUGAGGGCAUCCUCGACUCACCUAUGGUUGUCGAAGAAGCUGUCCCUGAUCAGCUAAGAGGUCCAUUGGGUCAAGCUGUUGGUGCAGUUCAACAACUUCCAGUUCCAAUCAGGGAUGCAAUUUCUAAUGGCCUCAGAAUUCCUUUGAGUGGAAGCCUCCAGAGGAUGUUUAUGAUCUCAUAUCUAGAUGAAGAGAUACUUAUUAUAAGGGAUUCUUUUGGAGCACCUGAAAUUUUGACAAGGCUGGACUCAGCCUCUUCUCCUGAAGUGGAACCUUCAAUGGAGUAUGAAAGCUAAGUUAAAGAAUUCUUGUUUGUUAUGUUGACCAUAUACAGUUCGUUAUUCAUGCUCAUAAUUUUGGUAGAGCAUGAUAAUUCCCACUCUUUUCUAUUCCUAUCUCUUACUCUAAAAAAAGCGCGUAGAAGUUGAUUUUUUUAAAAAACAUUCAUACAUUCUAAUUAUUGAGGAUUACAUGAUGAAGCUUCAUUUAUAGUUGAUACGAGCCAAUAUAUUUUUGUAAAUAACUUGGUUAAUGCCAGUAGCGGUUGCUUUUUAAGCGUUUAAUUAAAUUGAUCUUCCAAAAUCAGUAUCUCCAUCAAGCUUAUAUUUUCUUUUAUGGUACUCA